This is a messenger RNA of Aspergillus terreus NIH2624, 2307 nucleotides long. RefSeq lists its product as uncharacterized. The coding region runs from base 1 to 2307 and encodes 768 amino acids. The record is from RefSeq and is a predicted model, not a curated record. The transcript has 6 exons. NCBI's taxonomy places the organism in Eukaryota, Fungi, Ascomycota, Eurotiomycetes, Eurotiales, Aspergillaceae.
AUGAAGAGACAUCUGCUUUCCCUUGCCAUUUUAUGGCUCGUCGGUCUAGUUUCAGCCGCCUCCAAUGAGUUCAUUGACCUUCACCCUCUUCCCCGCCAUGUCUGGGAUAUGGAUCACCUCUCCAAGAGGGACGAUGCCGCCCAGAGUGUCGGUCUGCAGGACCACGAGAAGUUCAUGUGGGCUUCUGGACAAGAGGCCAAUACCAAGGUCACUGCUGUGAGCAUGGUGGUCUACUCCAAGCAGGAUGAAAAGAUCCUCGACUUGGACAAGGUCGCCUUUGCACUGGAGUCAGUAACUUGCGGUGACAAGAUGGUGCUCAAGUUCAACAAUAAGCUCUUCUAUGCAGCUGCGAAGUUUGCCUGGAACUGGGUCAACUACAAUGACCUGCGGAGCUUUGUUGUCGUUGCUAAUUGGAAGGGGUGUGGUGACCCCAAAGCCCGGAAUCCAUGGGUUGUCAGCAACGCUGCAUUUGCAGACAAGACUACAACGAUCACCUUGGAUUCUGUGCAGAGCACCUGGCAGAAGGUUUCCAACUCGUACAAUAUGGACUUUGGUGACAUCGUGCUUGGAAGCGGCGGCAAGAGCAAGCGGUGGCUCGAUUUUGACCUUAGCAAAGCCUUCACGGUGGACCUGAGCUCGUCCUUCCCGAGCGAGAUCGCGAACUGGAGCAUGACGACGCCCUAUGUGGAUGCCUACCUUGCCAUUGAAUGUGAGGACUGUGGCACCCAGGGCACUUUGCAGUUUGCAGGUCACAUUGAGGGCAGUGUAUUCGGAGGCAUCGACAAGUUCGAGGUUUCUGCCACCCCCCAUGGCAUUGCUGCGCAUCUUGGCCUGAGUCUCACGUUCCAUGGUGAAGUUGAUUUUGACACAUUGCCUGCGCCGGGCGAUGAGUUUACGCUGCUGGAACUACCGCUGCCGAGUGGAUGGCGGGUCCCCGGAGUGCUCCAGUUUGGACCAAACGUCAAGAUUAACGCCGGUUAUACAAUUGAACGGAUUGUUGGUGACGCCCGGGUGAGCACCGGAAUCACCGCAAGCGUGCCGGAUGAUUCCGUUGCCAAAGUAGACCUGGCGAGCAAGAACCCCGUGGAGAUAUCGGGCUGGAUCCCCGAAAUUGAGACAGACCCCUUGGAGGUAUCUGUUCAGAUUGAUGCUACAGCUCAUGUGUACACGGAGGUUGCUGUCGCAGCUAGUAUCGAAGUCCUGGAUGAGAAUGGUGUGAACGUUGAAAUCGGCAUUAAAGUCCCAGAUGUCACGGUGACCGCGUCCGCUGGCUAUAACGUCGAUGGUUUCUGUGGUGACGAUACUGGCAAACCUUUCGGACUCAAGCUCGAUGCUAGCCUCGGGGCCAGCCUGGGUCUUCAGGGCUACACUGAACUGAAGGGUGACAAGGACGUCUUUCUGGAUGUCACACUCUAUGAGACACCCGCCCUCUAUACGUUCCCCCAGCUGUGUCUUGCCUUUGGCAAACAGUCCCCAGGCGCCUGCAUUCCCGAGCAACAUACCUUUGAUCCAGAUGACUCGUACCCUCCCGGAGGAUACACCGACUCAGAGGAUGAUGGGGCGAACAUAGCUGAACGCUCGUUAAGACUGGCCAAGCGUGACGAGAAGAGCGCGGCCUAUCUGACGAGAAAGCCCUAUCUUCUUGGAUGCGAUGAAGAGAAGAAACAUGAGAUCUGGCCUCAGAAAUAUCAGAAACCUACCAGCUUGAGGAAUAAACUGCAGGUCCCUAUCAUGAAGCCUGGCAUGGGUUGUGGAGAGGACGAAGAUGAAGAAUGUCCUGCCAGCACGUGGAGUAUGGACAAGCUACCCGAUACCCUAACGAAGGCGGAUCGAGCGCUGGUGACACAGAAAGGAUGGGCUUCGGAGCACAUUUACGAGGGCAACUGGAUCCGCGAUUUCAUCCAGCACUUGGUGGAUGAGAAGUAUCCUGCUAUUGACGGCAGCACAGUUGGGGAUGAUACAAAAUGCAAAGGCGCCGUCAAUACCUUUGGAAACAAAUUGGGUGUGGUGAUAGAUACGAAGACUCCGCGGGAUGCUGGAAAUUACUCCGAGGCGCUCAUGCAGAACCUGGGCACGACAUGGACCAGCGGCGAACGGAUGGCUCUGCUGCCUCAGAUCCAGAAUAGUAUGAAAUAUGAUAUGUUCAACGGGAAUAAUAUCGAUGCCAGUUUCAGCAAGAAGACUCUGAACCAGCGUGUCUGUUCGCUGGGCCGCAUCGCCACUGUCUGCAAAUACAUGAAUCACAAGGCGAUCAGAGAUCGGAUGGUGAUCACCAAUAAUGCCUUGGAGGCUGUUUUGUGCGUCUGA